Molecule: messenger RNA, 1229 nt
Organism: Laetiporus sulphureus 93-53
Lineage: Eukaryota; Fungi; Basidiomycota; Agaricomycetes; Polyporales; Laetiporaceae
Product: chloroplast lipoate protein ligase
Exons: 3
Coding region: 130-936 (268 amino acids)
Biological process (GO): protein lipoylation
Cellular component (GO): mitochondrion
Molecular function (GO): lipoyl(octanoyl) transferase activity
Source: RefSeq, a predicted model, not a curated record
CAAGGCACGCUAGGCUGUACAUUGUUAUUGUAGUCGGCUGCUGCUCGAGCGCGCACGAUCAUAUGCCUUGUCGGCAGGCAGCCUCGGGCGCUUAAUUGUUAACGAUGCCCGUAGUUGUCAGCUUUGCUCAUGACCACGAUGUCCUCUCUCCCGCCAAUAUUCUAUCACUAUUUCUCGACACCUCUUCCAUACGCAAGGACCCUAUCUUUACAGGAAUAUUUGCAUAAGAUUCAACUCACCCAGCGACGCGCUGGUGUGAAUUACAAGGAUCUACUGCUAUUGCUGCAGCAUCGACCAGUGUAUACGGCUGGACGCAGACAGGUGUCCUCUUCUCCGGAGGUCGUGGCUGAGGCAGCUCGCCUGAGAGAUAUUGGUGCAGACUUUGUUGCUACGCAGCGGGGGGGUGAGACGACGUACCAUGGACCCGGUCAGAUUGUCGGCUACCCGCUUUUGGACCUCGGGCGCUGGUCGCCCCCACUCGGCAUCCGAGAGUACAUAUGCAAAAUGCAGAAGACCCUCGAGGCGCAUCUUUUGGAGGCACACGGCAUCAGGCAUUACCCGAGCGAGCACACCGGUGUUUUCUUAAACGACCACACGAAGAUUGCCAGUAUCGGGGUACAGGUUAGGCAUAGGUUGACAACCCACGGCUUCUCUCUUAAUAUCACCCGAGAACCCCUUGCGUGGUUCUCAAGGGUGGUUGCGUGCGGGCUGGCGGGUGUCGAUGCUGGAUGUAUUGCCGAUGCUACCACCCGUCCCAACACUCAUAUCACUGUGGAAACCGAGGUGGAUGGAUUGGUGACUAGGUUUGGGAAAAUGUACGGAAGAGAUAUGGCCAAACUCAAUAUGGGCAGCGAGGAGGAAGUGGUGCAAGCGAUACGGGCCGUAGAGAAGGAAGCAAAGCAGGCAGAAGGCUGGCUUGAAGCACCAACUCAAUAGUCUGUUUCGAGGCUCCAAAUUUGAGGAACAACCAACUACCGAUUCGAACCAUGCUAUUGUUCGUUAUAUAAACUCAGGGCCGGACCUUAGCGGUCAAGACAUUACAGAGACUGCAAGGCUCGCGACGAUACCGGAAUCGGAAACACGUAGAUAAGGGAUACGCAAUUAUAUGGGCUUCUGAACUCCUGGUUCUCUACACGCACGACUCCGCUCACGCAAGGCCUACAGGGCAAGUUCUCACCAUCAACUUAUACCUUUUGCGCUGAAUGUGCUGGAAUUGACAUCAUCGCCGC